AUGUUGGGCCAAAACAUCUGGAGGUUUACAACCUCUGUGAUCAGUCAGGUCCACUGUGAACACAGCUUGGGGAAGACUCUGCCAUUUCCAGUGGAAAACAAGUGGUGGUUACUGGCCAUGAUGACUAUAUUCUUUGGAUCUGGAUUUGUAGCACCCUUUUUUUUAAUAGCGAGAUACCAACUGCUUAAGAAAUAA
This is a messenger RNA of Dipodomys spectabilis (banner-tailed kangaroo rat), 195 nucleotides long. Its product is annotated as cytochrome c oxidase subunit 7C, mitochondrial-like. Gene Ontology annotation, biological process: mitochondrial electron transport, cytochrome c to oxygen. The record is from RefSeq and is a predicted model, not a curated record. The coding region runs from base 1 to 195 and encodes 64 amino acids. The transcript has a single exon. Lineage: Eukaryota; Metazoa; Chordata; Mammalia; Rodentia; Heteromyidae.